ACCCAGCAAUUUCAAAGGGCUUCUCAGUUAUAUAUACGUUCCUGAGCAAACUUAUUUUCCUUUCAGUUGAAGCUUUGAAUCAAUAACGUGCCGACUGUUGAGCCAAUAGCUUCGUGCCCUCGGUAGCACCCACCUCACGCGCGCCUCUUUCAAAUACCCUUCGGAGACUGAGUUUUAAGGUGCUAGUGGCGAUUGCUGGUUUUGCAGUUGUUUGCUUUCGAGAGCCUUGUCACUUUGCUAAAUGGCCAAUAAUCCUCGAUUUUCGGGUGCACAGCCUCAUCAGCCUCCUAUAGUAGGUUCAAUGGAACCUCCUCGAACUUUCCUUCCACCAAUGUCUUCUCAAUUCCGACAGGUGGGUCCGGCACAGCAGUCACAGCAGUUCAAUCCUGUGCCUUCUCAACAUUUUUAUCCUGUUGGCCGAGGCGUUCCGCUAAUGAAUGUUGGAUUGCCUCCUCAAUCUCUGCAACCCCAAUUUUCUCAACCAAUGCAGCAGUUUCCUCCACGAGCUGGUCAGCCAGGACAUGCUACACUACCAUCACAGGCAAUUCCAUUGCCAAUUGCUCAGCCAAACAUGCACAUUAUAUCUGAAAAUUUGAUGCCUCAGAUUAAUGCUCAAACUCCAAAUAACUAUUCACCUGGUUUGGGUGGCCCAGAAAGACCUCUCAGUUCAUCAUAUACUUUUGCAUCAUCUUCUUACGGCCAACCACAAAUGAAUUUUAAUACCUCCACCCAUUAUCAGUCUACAUCUCAAAUGCAUGCACCCAAUAUUUCUUCUGGGAGACAACUUAGUUUAUCAUCUGAAAGCCAGAGCACUGCCUCUGCCGCACAGCACAUUGCUGAACAACCUUCAGUUCCCGCUGCCAUUGCAUCGGCAGCAAGCAUCCAGCAUAAUUCCACUAGAGAGGCCCCAACAGAUUGGAUAGAGCAUACUUCUGCUGAUGGAAGAAGGUACUAUUAUAACAAGAAAACACGACUAUCUAGUUGGGAGAAGCCCUCAGAAUUGAUGACGCCACUUGAGAGGGCUGAUGCAUCAACUAACUGGAAAGAAUUUACAAGUCCUGAUGGAAGGAAGUACUACUACAACAAGGUUUCGAAGGAAUCCAAAUGGUCGAUCCCCGAGGAGCUGAAGUUGGCUCGCGAGCAAGUAGAAAAGUCAUCUUUCUUGGGAACACAGCAGGAAACAUUUGGGAAUCCUCCUGUCUCAUAUACUGUUCCUCCCUCCGUGGUUGAAGCACCAUCUGGUGCAGAUACCUUAUCUUCCCCAGCUCAAGGGAUACCAUCAAGCCCAGUUUCAGCGGGACCUGAUGUUGCUGUUAGCCCUGUGUUGGUUUCUGGAUCACCUGCUUCAACUGUUAUAGCUUCUACUAAAGAUGAAAAGGCAGAUGGAGUGCAGACACUUGUAAAUGUUGUUACAAGUUUGGCAUCUGUACCAGAAAGUGUUGAAGCCUCUGUAUCCAUCGCCAGUACCAUUCCUGCAUCCAUGGACGAUGUUGACAACCUUUCGGCUCAAGAUAUUCAUAGCUCUGCAGAUGGAAUUCCUGCAAAAGUCUUAGAGGGAGUUGAUGCGGUUAAAGCGUUGGAGGAAGUCAAGACAGAUGAAAUAGGGGAGAAAAUGACCGAUAGUGCAUUGGUUGCAAAAUCAAUUGAUCCUGAACCCUUGAUAUAUGCCAAUAAGCUGGAGGCUAAAAAUGCAUUCAAAGCACUUUUGGAGUCUACCAAUGUUGGGUCUGACUGGACCUGGGAUCGGGCGAUGAGAGUAAUAAUUAAUGACAGAAGGUAUGGUGCUCUGAAAACACUUGGAGAGCGGAAGCAAGCCUUCACUGAGUUCUUAAGUCAAAGAAAAAAACAGGAAGCUGAGGAAAGGCGCAGUAAACUGAAAAACGCACGGGAAGAAUUUAAACAAAUGUUAGAAGAGUGCACAGACCUGACAUCAUCCACAAGAUGGAGCAAAGCAGUGAGUGUGUUUGAGAAUGAUGAACGUUUUAAAGCUGUUGAACGAGAUAGAGAUCGCAGAGAAUUGUUUGAUAACUACUUGGUGGAACUCAAAAACAAGGAACGAGCAAGGGCAGAUGAGGAACGCAAGCGGAAUAUAAUGGAAUACAGGCAAUUCUUGGAAUCUUGUGAUUUUAUUAAGGCAGACAGCCAAUGGCGAAAACUUCAAGACCGCUUAGAAGCCGAUGAAAGAUGUGCACGUCUUGAAAAAAUUGAUCGCUUGGAUGUUUUUCUGGAACACAUACGUGAUUUAGAGAAGGAAGAGGAAGAGCGGAGGAAGAUACAUAAGGAAGAAUUGAGAAAGGUGGAGCGUAAAAACCGUGACGAGUUCCGCAAAUUGAUGGAAGAGCAUGUUACUGCAGGCAUUCUUACAGCCAAAACCCACUGGCGUGAUUAUUGUGUGAAGAUUAAAGAUUUACCUGCAUAUUUGGCGGUUGCGUCAAACACUUCAGGUUCAACUGCAAAAGAGUUGUUUGAGGAUGUUCUCGAGGAGCUAGAGAAACAGUAUCAUGAAGACAAAACUCGAAUAAAAGAUGCAGUGAAGCUGGGAAAGAUCCUGCUGUCAUCUACCUGGACGCUUGAGGACUUUAAGGGUUCUGUUUUGAAGGAUUUUAAUUCUCCACCAGUAUCAGAUGUCAACCUAAAGUUGGUAUUUGAUGAGUUACUUGAGCGAGUUAGGGAGAAGGAAGAGAAAGAAGCAAAAAAGCGUAAACGCCUUGCGGAUGACUUUGUUCAUCUACUUUGUUCAAUGAAGGAAAUAACUGCAUCAUCAAAGUGGGAGGACUGCAAACCACAGUUUGAAGGGAGUCGAGAGUUCAGUUCGAUAGGAGAAGAGAGCCUUUGCAGUGAAAUAUUUGAGCAAUAUAUAGCACAACUAAAGGAACAGGAAAAAGAACACGAGCAAAAACGGAAGGAGGAAAAGGCAAAGAAGGAAAAAGAGAGGAGAAAGGUCAAGCAGAGAAGGGAAAACGAGGAAGGACGUGAAAGAGAAAAAGAUGAGCAAUUUAAAAAGGAUUUAGCAGACAGUAAAUAUGCUGAUGAAACAGAACUUCAUGCCUGGAAAGAGAACAAAAGAUCGGGAGAAGACAAUAUUAAGAAGCAAAGGAAGCGGCAUCAAAGUUCUGAGGAUAUUGUAGAUGGAAAUGAGAAAGAUCGUUCUAGGAAAUCCCAUGGAUCUACCAGUGACCACAAGAAAUCGAGACGUCAUGCAUCUGCUCCUGAAUCAGAUAAUGAAAGCAAGCAUAAAAGACAUAAGAGAGACCGCCGAAAUGGUUCUCGUAGAUAUGGAGAACAUGGCGAACUUGAAGAUGGGGAAUUUGGUGAGGUUGUUAGUUGAACCGACAGAGUGGCCAUUGGGACUCGAUCUCUUCAUGUACCUUCUUUCGGAAAGGUAAUUGUCUAGGCUGAAAGGCUCUUGUUGGUCCUGGAGAUGUUCUCUUAGCUUUUUGGCAGGUGCUGACUUGGAUGCAGAGGAGGCCAUUAAACCUGCAAACUUGAAAGGGCUCAAGUAGAAGAGAAUACAGGUUCUAGUUUAAGAAGUUGAGAGAAAACAGAGGCUGUAGGCUUACAAUUGGAAUUGAAAGAGCAUCUGCUGCUGAGAUUGAGCAGUAGAAUCUGAUAGGAUAGUAAGAAAUAUAUAUAAGUAAGUGUGAUGGGGAAUGAAAGUGUGUGAGGGAUGGCCCCUACUACACUCAGCAAUCCUGCAGUUAAUUGGGGACAACCAAAAGUUUAGACAAGGCAAUCUUGUAAUGAUUGGUAACACUACCAUGUCAGAACAAUAGAAUCUAAUGAUUGUUGUGGUACCUCUCUCUCCCUAUCUCUCUCAUUGCAAAGAUUAUUUCCUAAAAUAUAUUGUUCCCCUCUGGUUUUGUCAUGUUUUGAAUCACUCAUAAUAACAUUACUGAUGGGAGUAGAAAUCUACUAUUCUUUAAUCUA
Messenger RNA from Alnus glutinosa, 3927 nucleotides. Its product is annotated as pre-mRNA-processing protein 40A-like. Gene Ontology annotation, cellular component: U1 snRNP; U2-type prespliceosome. Gene Ontology annotation, biological process: mRNA cis splicing, via spliceosome. Gene Ontology annotation, molecular function: RNA binding; protein binding. Lineage: Eukaryota; Viridiplantae; Streptophyta; Magnoliopsida; Fagales; Betulaceae. The coding region runs from base 242 to 3328 and encodes 1028 amino acids. The transcript has 30 exons. The record is from RefSeq and is a predicted model, not a curated record.